CUCGAGGGGGAGGAGGGAGGGCUCCGGGCAUCGACGUUGUCCCUCUGCUCCCCCAGGGUAUCGGAUCGGAGGCCUGCUGGCUCCGUGGUGGCUCUCGAUGUCGAGCCAGCGCACAGAGGAAAGGCCCCGGCAAUGUGGUGACGCAAGGUGGAUGAAGGAAGGAUGCUCUCUAAUUAAAGUUCUCUCUUCAGGUUGGUUCUCUCUCAGGCCUGAUAAUGCCAUCUAAUAAAUCCGUCUCAGAUGCUCCGAUCUUCCAGUUCACGAACUGCCGUAUCCUGAGAAAUCACGAGCUGCAAAGGGAGGACCUGUGGGUGCGAGAAGGGAAGAUCCUCAACCCGGAGAAACUGUUCUUUGAUGAGAAAGGAUCUGCUGACAUCCAGCUGGACUGCAAGGACAGCAUCAUUGCCCCUGGUUUCAUUGAUGUGCAGAUCAAUGGAGGCUUUGGCGUAGAUUUCUCCCUGGCUACAGAUGACUUCAAAUCAGGGAUUGACCUGGUCAGUCAGAAAAUCCUCUCCCAUGGAGUGACCUCCUUCUGUCCCACUCUGGUGACUUCUCCUCCAUCUGUGUACCACCAGAUUCUCCCUCAGAUCAGUAUAAGAAAUGGUGGAGUCCAUGGAGCAGGUAUCCUGGGGGCCCAUCUGGAAGGACCAUUUAUCAGCAGGGAGAAGAAGGGGGCGCACCCGGAGCACUGCCUCCGCACCUUCGAGGCAGGUGCCUUCCAAGACCUGCUUGCCACCUACGGGGCCCUGGACUGUGUCCGGAUAGUCACCCUGGCCCCAGAGAUGAAGAGGAGCAGUGAGGUGAUCCAUGAACUCACCAAGCGGGGCAUCUGUGUCUCGCUCGGUCACUCAGUGGCUAACCUCUCCCAGGCAGAGGAGGCUGUGCAGCAUGGUGCUACCUUCAUCACUCAUCUCUUCAAUGCCAUGUUGCCGUUCCAUCAUCGUGACCCUGGGAUCGUGGGGCUGCUGGCAAAAAAUGGGCGGAGGGUCUUCUAUGGCAUGAUCUCUGAUGGCAUACACACCAACCCUGCUGCCCUGCGAAUUGCACACCGAGCACACCCCAAAGGCCUGGUGCUGGUGACGGAUGCCAUCGCUGGUAUGGGGCUGGCACCAGGUCGGCACACACUGGGUCAGCAGGUAGUGGAGAUCGAUGGGCUGAACACCUACAUUGCAGGAACGAAGACCCUGAGUGGUAGCGUAGCAACCAUGGAUGCGUGUGUGCGACACUUCCUGGAAGCCACAGGGUGCUCAGUAGAGACCGCCUUGGAGGCAGCAUCUCUCCAUCCUGCCCAGCUCCUGGGGAUUGAACAUAAAAAGGGAACCCUGAAUUAUGACUCUGAUGCAGAUUUCCUGAUGCUGAAUGACGGUCUGUAUGUGCAAGCCACGUACAUCGCAGGAGAGCAAGUCUGGAGACGGAAUACAUUAGGCAUGUGACACUGGGCUUUCCUGGUGCCCCCCUGCCCCAUGGCUCCCUGGCACUGUGGUUAGCAGCUUUGGUAACCACCUGACUCUUCUUUCUUCCUGCAACUCCCUUAAAGGAGCCUCAUACCAAAGAGCUAUGUUUUCCAGCCCAACCACUGCUUCCAGUCACAGCCAUGCCUGCAACAAAUCUGUUGGUGCUCAUUUGGUGGAGUGGGGAAACUAGGCAGAUCUGUGUUGCAGGGUGGGAGGCCAAUUGUUAGUCCCUGGAGUGACCUGAAGAUCUGCACAGCUGUCUUGUAUGGAGUCCCCAGGCAGAGGUGCUCCUAUCACUGUCUGAGAGCAGUGUGAGGCUGUCCCAGUCUCUGCGCUGUCUUAUACGGCACACACUAACCUGCCCUGUGUCCAAGGCAGGCUCAAGCCAUCGUUCCUCUCCUUGCUGUUUGCCUUACUCUGGGGCAGCCAUGGCUGAUUAGACAUCAGCUUCCUCCAGCUCAGCUUGCAGUCCUUCAUGUCAAAAGGCUCCUGUUGUGUUGGCAGAAGUUCAGGAUCCUGUUCUGAUCCCCUGGAACUUCCUCCAUCGUGUGUCCUCUGGAGGAAGGCUGCCACCGCUCACGGAUUCAGUGCCAUUGUGGGGGUGUAUUUCUAUGUGGCCGAAUCCUCAGGGCAGAGAUCAAGCCCAGGAAAACAAGACGUUGCUGGCCCUUUGUGCCUUCUCCCUGCAUCAGCAUCAAGUCCACAGCCUGUGGCUUCUGCUGGAGACAUGGUCAACAUCCUGCCACAGGAAGCAGUGUUCCUUUUAACCCUUUGCUCUGGCUGGAUGGAUUCUGCAGGCUCUAGUCUCUACACCCAGCCUUUGCAUCAUCUGAUGGGUUGGAUUUCUCAAGCCGCAGAUGGGAUGACUUGCUUUAGGGGAUGUGUCCAGCCUGGUAGUAACUGUCUCACAAGUCCUUGGCCCAGCUCAUGGACUAAAGGAAAGAAUCCUGUGGUUUAUAGGGGAGGAGAAUUAAAGUGGGAUUUUGGCCUUUUAAGACAGUUGCUGAUAGCUCAUUAUUCCCUUGCUCAUUAUUAUCUUCUCCAGUACUUGACUGUCAGCUAAUUUUCUGACACUUGAAAACUUCUUUUUGAAGACUAAUUGUGACUUUGAACCUACCAUGAUCAGAAAAGCCUUGUGAUAAGUCACAGAAUAAUAAGUCUGAGAAUCCUCAGAACAAUGAGAUGACUUUUGUAGUGAGAGGAAGACUUAGACAAGGGUUAAGUCUUAGCAAGUGCAGAGGUUACAAAGCAAGACAAAAGUCUGGUGAGGUUUGGUAGAAGUGUGCAGAUUUUUCCAGUACCUUUUUAUAGCCUUUAACAGCAACAUUUGGAAGUGCUUUCCUAGCAAUUUAAAGCCCUGCUGGAAUGACUGGCAGCCUUGGAGGAUUUCUAACAUCUACUGCCUGUGUCAGCAGAAA
Molecule: messenger RNA, 2872 nt
Organism: Struthio camelus australis
Lineage: Eukaryota; Metazoa; Chordata; Aves; Struthioniformes; Struthionidae
Source: RefSeq, a predicted model, not a curated record